Mycotypha africana is the source of this 2167-nucleotide messenger RNA. RefSeq lists its product as uncharacterized. NCBI's taxonomy places the organism in Eukaryota, Fungi, Mucoromycota, Mucoromycetes, Mucorales, Mycotyphaceae. The record is from RefSeq and is a predicted model, not a curated record. Bases 472 to 2061 code for a protein of 529 amino acids. The transcript is spliced from 7 exons.
CUUCGUUCUUUAUUGUUCUUUUGUUCAGCUCUGUGCUAUUUCUUUAAUACUUUUUUUUUCUCUCUUUCCUGUUCUUUUAGAUUCUAAACCGCUUCUACAAAAUAAGUGCAUAUGAAUAUGCCAUGGCGCGUACUUAUAUUAUUAAUUAGUGGUUUAGUUGUUAUUUACAUCGCCAUUCUUUCCCAAGAUACACCUUAUGUGCACCCAAAAAUAGUCUACGCCUCAUCCAAUCAUCCACCGUUGUUUCCUUACAAACCUGAUAAGGUUGUUCUGUCUACUAUUGGAGCUUAUGUGUAUUUGACAUUUUUCAAGUACGAAUUACUGAAAAGUAGGGGAUCACUCAUCGGCACAGGCAAUUUGAAAUUAGGUGUACAAGGUAAAGCUUUUUCUUUCAGAUAGACAGUUUUGACACAAUAAAAACUAUGAAUAUGUAUUUUUGAUGAUAUUUUUAUUGUAGGUAUUGUUAAACAAAUGAAAAAACCCCUAUCCACGCUAUUGACAGAACGAGAUCUAUUGGAAUCAGAAGACUGGAUACCCUGCUUCGAACAUGAACUAAACGGGCCGAUAUCUAGAGUAUCUGUUCGAAAUAAUCAUGCGCAAAAACUGCAAACUCAGUUCGCUACACUUUAUCAUGAGGUGCAAGAUGAUAGCUCUUUCCAUUAUAUAAGAAUUUAUUACACCACAGCAGAAGACUUAGACGAUGAAGAUGAUAUACGUUUUGAAUAUAAAGAUAUACAAUUACCAGGCUCAACGUUUGUUAACAGUUUCUCGUUACAGAACGAUUCGAUCAUUUUUUCUAGAGAUCCAGAUACAUAUGAGUUCCAUAUCAUCACUUUGCCUCCAAACAUUAUAGAAGAACCGCAUUCAACUUUAGAACGGGCCAACUCAGUAAAUUAUCGUAUUUCUAAUGGAAGAAAAGUGCAAGAAUGGUCUCAACCACUUUCAACCGAACACUCGACAGUUUUGUUUUCAAGGCUUUAUUCACCAGUGAAUGAGACUUACCGUGUUUUUUCAUUGAAUCUGCAAAAAACUGCUUCAACAUAUUUCGUUAACAUUACCAUAUUGGAUAAUCAAACAAUUAUCGAUGAUAGAAACCAACAAGUAACAUCCUGGAUCCAGAGAGAAAAAGGAGAAGCAGAUUAUCCUGUUUAUGUUGAGGAAACAAUAGAUUACAAUGGUUUUACAGAUAUUUCAAACUAUCAGCAUACUCAACAUCAAAUGCAGUAUCAGCAGCAGCACCUUCAACAUCAAAAGCAGAAUAUGCCCCAACUCAUUGCAACGAUGAACGCGUAUGAGUCUACUAUUGCCUUCCCUUAUAUCAAAAAUAAGUUUAUCACUCUCGAUUAUACGGAUCGAAUCGACAUUUUGUCGAAAAUCAAAUCAGAAAAAGAUCGACUUUAUCAGUCAACAGUAGCAGUAGCAGCAGCGACUGGUGUAUCUGAUAGUAAUGGCAGUGAAACGGAUGGUUCUUUAACAAAACUAAUCACCUUACCCGAGUAUUAUUACUGGCAAAGCUACGAAACGGUAGAUGCAGAAAUCAAAGGCAUGGAAUUAAAUAAAGUGGGAGAUACACUGGCUUUAUGGACAGAAUUCAAUUAUGUGUAUAUCUAUACUAGAGGAUUACCCGAACAGGAAGAGCAAAAGAACAGAAUGGUCUUGAAUGGAAAAAAUAAAGAGCACGAAAGUUGGUGGAGCAAAAUAGAGAAAUGGAUCGACGUGUUGCUUUCGGAUACACCUGAGGAUGAGAAAGAAUUAAGGGAUACUUAUUUCCCAGAACCUUGGAAAAUGAUAAUGGCUAUCCCACCAGUGAAAGAUGAAUAUGGUGGAUCAAAAGCUGUUGGUGCAGUCGGUUUCUAUGAAGAAGUUUCAGAUGCUGAAGACGACACGAGAUAUUUAUUUGUCGCUUUAAAAAAUGGUAACGUGAAUUCAUACCGUAUCGAUGAACAUGAACCGCAUAAAUCUGCUGAUUUAUGGUCAUUUGCUGCCGAAAGAUGGGACAUGUUAUUUGCCAUGUGCGCUGUUAUUUUUAUAUUCAUAUACAACGAGUCUCAACGUCCAUGAGGAAGUCUAUAUUUUCGACAGAAUGACUCAUAUACGAAAAAAAAAAAAGUACAAAAAGUAAUUAUCACCAUAGAAUCCAGUAAUUAAUAAAAUGUAUACCAAUUGU